AUGGAAUCAAGGAAAGAGAUGCUGCUGUUGCUGGAGCGAGGUCAGCACGGUAAUCUUGUCAGCAGGAGGGUGUCGAAUUUGUCAGAGCCAGCUGGGAGCCCAGUCAUCGAGUCCCGUGAAAACGUGAUCCCGCGGAAUUGCUUGAGCCCUGGGUCUGCGCCUGUGACACUGGAGAGUGGGGACGAGGAGACCGACGGUAGCACUCGGAUGAGACCCGCUUCAAGGCUCCUUGCCCCGGACAAGUCAUCAUCUGAUGGCUGCUCAGCGAAGGGGAAAUGUCUCUCUGUCCAAAACAGUCCGGAAACGGAGUCAGAUUAUUAUGAUGAGAUAGAUGUCAGUUGCACUCCAAAUUGUGUGCCGGGAAAUCAAGAUUACCACGGAAACAAAGGUUCAGGGCAACCCUCCGAUCCGAUCGGCACUAACGGCGGGGCAGAGAUUCCCAAAGUGUCCGGCUCUCAGGGCCUGAUAGGCGGCGGUGGAGCUGACCAGAUGCGCCGAUACCGAACCGCUUUCACCCGAGAGCAGAUCGCCAGGCUGGAAAAGGAAUUCUACCGGGAAAACUAUGUUUCCAGGCCCAGGAGAUGCGAGUUAGCAGCGGCGUUAAAUUUACCGGAAACCACUAUCAAGGUAUGGUUCCAAAAUCGCAGAAUGAAGGACAAGAGGCAGCGUCUGGCCAUGACCUGGCCUCACCCAGCCGAUCCUACUUUCUAUACAUACAUGAUGAGUCACGCUGCAGCCACUGGCAACCUGCCCUAUCCCUUCCCAUCCCAUGUACCUCUUCACUACUAUCCUCACAUGGGCAUGUCUGCAGCGUCUGCAUCAGCGAGCAGCCCCUUCAGCACCCCUUUGAGACCCCUGGACACCUUCAGAGUUCUUUCUCACCCCUACCCGCGUCCCGAAUUGCUGUGUGCAUUUAGGCACCCGUCCCUCUACCCUUCGACCACUAACCAUGGGAUUGGCAGCACCGGCAGCACCCCUUGCUCAUGCCUAACGUGCCACAGCAGUCAGUCGAAUGGGGUGGUCCAAAGAGCUGCUGGGACAGACUUCACGUGUGCGUCAACCACCAGAACUGACACAUUCCUCACCUUCACACCUUCCGUGUUGAGCAAGGCUGCUGCGGUGUCCCUGGACCAGAGGGAAGAAGUCCCUUUAACGAGAUAA
This is a messenger RNA of Hemiscyllium ocellatum (epaulette shark), 1161 nucleotides long. RefSeq names its product even-skipped homeobox 1 (gene evx1). Lineage: Eukaryota; Metazoa; Chordata; Chondrichthyes; Orectolobiformes; Hemiscylliidae. The transcript is spliced from 3 exons. The coding region runs from base 1 to 1161 and encodes 386 amino acids. Gene Ontology annotation, molecular function: RNA polymerase II cis-regulatory region sequence-specific DNA binding; DNA-binding transcription factor activity, RNA polymerase II-specific. Gene Ontology annotation, cellular component: nucleus. The record is from RefSeq and is a predicted model, not a curated record. Gene Ontology annotation, biological process: regulation of transcription by RNA polymerase II.